CAAUCUUGGGACCUGGGAAGGACAUCUUUACAGCACGUUGUCUGGACUCUAGAAGAACUCCGUCGCUUAGCAACUGUGUAAACACUUCCUUGACAGAACACAAUGCAGUGUGCAAGGUCAAAAGGAAGUGACAGUAAAUUUGCCAUUACUGCAGUUGCUUUGCAAGACCACAUAUCACGCAGUCUGCAGCUGCACAGUCUGUCUCUGUGCGAUCCUCUGUCAGAAGGAUACAAGAGCUCACAAAGGAAGCAAAGACCCAGAAAACCUGCUGCAAACAACGUUGUUAGACACCAAAGUCACCACUGGAAUCAUGGGCCAGAAGAGAAAGAAUACGUCCUAGAUCCCAGUCCCCCACCAAUGACAUUGGCUCAGAAACUCGGUUUGGCCGAUGCCCCGCCCGCGCCGCUGACGGCGGACGAAUGGAGCAGGGUCAAGUCCAGGUCUGUGGACGAAGGAGACUCCAGCCAGCCAUGUGUCAUUUGCAGAGAGGAGUUCCGACUGCAGCCUCAGGUCCUCCUGUCCUGCUCCCACGUCUUCCACAGGGUCUGUCUUCAGGCAUUUGAGAAGUUCUCUGGGAGGAAGUGCUGCCCCAUGUGCAGGAAAGAACAGUACCAGACCAGAGUGAUACAUGACGGAGCUCAUCUCUACAGGGAGAAAUGCGCAGUCAGGAUUCAAGCAUGUUGGCGAGGCUAUGUGGUUCGGGAGUGGUAUAGGCAAGUAAGGAAAACGGUGCCUCCUAAGGACAAAGGGUUAAGAAGAAAAUUCUUUGAACGAAAGUUUCAGGAAUUGAGUGACAGCUUUGUCCGCUCCUGUGACACCAACGUGGAGGAGUUUCUCAGUGCCAUUGAUUGUGAACUGGCCUCAAGCAGAAGUGUGUUCCGUCAGCUUGAAGAACAGCACAUUUCAGAGACAAAACAAGAGGACUGGGAGAAAAUUCAAGAAAAGGCGGCCAGACAGGAGGCUCGGGACUGUCCCAUCUGCCUGACCCCCCUGUGCGCGGGGACGAGAGGGGCGGAGGAGGGGCGGAGAAGGGUGCUGCUGCUCUCCUGCUCCCACCUCUUCCACCUAUGCUGUCUGGAGGCCUUUGAGAGCUUCUGCCUGGAGGGGCCGCCCGUGUGUCCGCUCUGCCGGUCCCUCUACCGCAAGAGACUGGUCUGACUCCGCCCCACGCCGCCGCGCGUGAGGCACGGCGUGUGGCACUGCCGCUCACCGCGAGCCAGGAGGAGGAACGCGUCCCCAGUUGGAGCAGCGUCGGAGCUUGAUGCGAUGGUUUCAUACUUUUUAUCCCGUACGUUUGCUGUCUCGCACAGGGAAUGUAUUUUAGUGGGUCCCAAAACAGACCGCAGUCCACUCCUGAUGAUGCUAUCAGCACUGGACUGGUGGGGCAUAACUGGGAUAAGUGCUUAAUAGGAGUAACUGAAGCAGACUGAAGUAUGCAGUUAAGCAGAGUAUGCAAUUAUCAUGUGCCUAUUAUCAUAUUAUUCAUCAAAUAUAUCCCAUUCGCAGACUGUGGGAUUCAGUAUGGACACAUUUACAAGGUGUGGUACUACUUGAUUGUUUUGCAUUCCUGUUUUUAGAUUCAUAUGCAAAUAGCCAAAUAAUGAAUUUCAUGAAUGUAAUAAAUAAUAGUAAUGAGUGCAACGCAGUUUUUUUUUUUUCU
Anguilla rostrata (American eel) is the source of this 1660-nucleotide messenger RNA. RefSeq names its product ring finger protein 32 (gene rnf32). The record is from RefSeq and is a predicted model, not a curated record. Gene Ontology annotation, molecular function: protein binding. The transcript is spliced from 8 exons. The coding region runs from base 103 to 1158 and encodes 351 amino acids. Lineage: Eukaryota; Metazoa; Chordata; Actinopteri; Anguilliformes; Anguillidae.